UUGGCAUUCUCAAUUUCUUCCCACCAAAAUUCUGUCUCGUGACCCCAGCUCCUUCCAAUGGCGACAGCUUCCUUCAAAUCUACUUCCAAACGACAAACCACAAAUCCCAAUUCCAGGGAAAACCCCACCCCCUCUUCCUGCUCCUCCAAGCCGCUACGACGGAGAUCCUCAAGCGUUAGCUCCGUUUCUCGGAUUUCCAGUCAACAUGCUUCAUCAGAGUUUUCGAACAAGAGAGACAAUCCUUUGUUCUGGACCUCGAACUCUCCGCACAUUGAUCAAGUCGAAAAUCCAAAAGAAAUCGGAAAUGAUAAAGAAAAGGAGAAACCCCCCUUUGAUGGAUUUAGUAUCGGCAAAGUUACUCCGGGUUCUGCCAAUUGCAGUACUAACAUAGAGAUUGAGAAUAGAGGACGAUCUACAAGUAGAAGGUCUGGGAGUGAUAGGAAUGGGAUUGGACGUAGUCUUUCGCGUGUACGCUGUCGUUCUGCGUCUAGAGGGCACUAUGGAUCUCCUCACGAGAGUGAAAGGGAGCAAGAGCUGCUUUUAUUAAAAGCUACUAAUCAAAGAAGAGAGCUAAACCAUGUUGCCAAUAGUUCCAGAGGAUCUGCACUAGUUGAAAACGAUACAGACACGCACCAACGAGUUUCUGGCUCACAAAUAGCAGCUGUUCGAGGUAAAGGAACUGAGCUUUCAGAAGAUGAUUCUAAUUAUAGCGUGCAAAAUUCAACCGGGGAAGAUGGAAUUUCAACAGGUUCUUUGUCUGAAGCAGAUGAUAAAAUAAUCAAAGCAUUUGAGCAGUCUUUUAGAGAUGGCCAGUGGGAUAAUGAUACUGCCGCUAGUGGAAUAUAUGAAGCUGUCCGGGCUGAAGUGAGACGUGCUAUGAGUGAUAUUCAAAAUGAGCUUGAAAGUGUUAUGCGAAGGAACAGUGCUAAUGCCAUUUCAACCAAUAGUGGUGCUGAUAUUCCUCCAAACAUGAACCCUGGGGCUGCUGAAAUUAUUUUGAACAUCAGAAGGGAAUAUUCCAGAAAACUUCAGGAGUCUCAAGAAAGGACUAGACAGUUGAAAGCAGAUUUGGCUGUUGAAGAGAAUCAUGGACAAGAGCUAAAUAGAAUCCUCGAGGAGAUAGUACCUGAUACACAAAAACUCAUAUCUCCCCAGAGAUCGCGAAUUGCAAGAAGAAGGAGCAAUGAAAGAAAAAAAAUGUCUCAGCGUCUCACUGAAGAAGCAAUGGCAUACUUUGAUCACUUUGAUGAAUGUGUAUCCAUAUCAACUUUUGACGGCUCUGACUUCUCUGCACCUGAAGAUCCACCUCACAGCUCAAAUGAAGCUACUUUCUCAGACAGCAAGAGUCAACUGGAACCCCAAGGAAGCAUGGAAUGCUUUUCUGGGAAUAAACAGGUAUUCCGUGGCAUUGGUCAAUUAUCAUUCAUGCAUGAAUUACCAAAAUCUGCCGAAACAGAUGAUGACAUUAGGAGCUGUAUUAGGCAUUUUGAAAGAGAAACAACACCUAAAGGUGCAAUUAGUGCUGAAAUUCUUGCAUCAAACUCGGAUCCUAGUGCAUACAAAUUGAAAGGACAAAUAGAGAAUAUAUGGUUUCAUCGAGUGCUUUACAACAAAAGAAUAGAUUCCGGGGGUUUGCUUCUUUGUGGUGGCGGCAUUGCGACUGCUGGUUUUCCCUUUGGUCCUUGAAUUUGAAAAAUUCAAUGACAUAAAUGAGUUUAUUGUAUGUUUUUACAUUUAAGCAAAAGGAAAACUAAAGAGAAUAAAGGAGUCAUUCUUUUGGACUAUAAUUAUCUAGUUUGAUUUGGGCAGUCUCAUUUUAGUUGUAAUAUUAUUUGUUCCUCCAUAGAGGAAAUAUACUCUGUAUGUAUGUAUUAUUAUUCCACUGAUUUUUACUUGCCCACUUCCCUUUGUGAAAUUUCGAUUUUUUUUCAUAUUUCCU
Cuscuta epithymum is the source of this 1939-nucleotide messenger RNA. The record is from the annotation of a GenBank genome assembly. NCBI's taxonomy places the organism in Eukaryota, Viridiplantae, Streptophyta, Magnoliopsida, Solanales, Convolvulaceae.